AUGUCACCCUCGGCAUGCCCCGUGAUACUGGAAGAGAUGAUCAAGUCCGAGCUCAACAUUAACGAAGGCAAAGGUGGGAACAAAGGCAGCACCGAUAUCUCCCGCCAUGCUCUUCCUGGAGUUGCUGGUAAAAGGGAGAACCCAAAGCUCACCAUACCACCGGUAUCUAUCAACGAGAAACUCUUCACGCUUGCACGUAAGAAAGGGUACGACUUUGCGGAGAAAUAUGGAACACGCACGAUCAAAUGCGGCGAGUUCUCGCGGCUGCUCAUAUACUCUCGACCCCGGGAGGCCAGACUAUCCACAUAUCUUCAGCCGCCGACAUGUCCGUCCUCGUCCGACCCGCAACGUCGAGCCAGGGCCCAGCAGCGACAAGGCUCCUUCUUGAUCUACCUACUGACAGUUGUCCUUUUCAUUCCACCCAAGUUCUUCCAUUUCAUCUCAGAGGACGCCAUUUUAUCUAUACCUAUCUCAACGUCGCGACUUCAACUUCAGCUUCAACUUCAACUUCUUUUUGGCUUCUUCUUCAGCUUGUCUCAUGGGGUGUAUCAUGGCCGUGCAGGGCAUAUCCCUGGCCUGGCUGGCUGGCGGAAGAGAGAAGAACGGUCGCUAAACGAAGUGCGUUGGCCUGUUCAACCUGCUGGCUGCUUAGUCCGGAUCAACGGAGCAGCAGCAGGGAGGCUGAGAUGGAUGUACGACCAGCAAGGAAGAGCAGAACGCGUCUUGUCGACAUCUGAAGCAGAGCGAGGCGCAGGAGCAAACAUUAAUAAUAUAGCGGAUGGGGUUGGAAGCAGCACAGGAAUGGCAGAGGUGGUACAGCCAAACCUGAUGAGCAGACCAUCGUAA
This is a messenger RNA of Trichophyton benhamiae CBS 112371, 846 nucleotides long. RefSeq lists its product as uncharacterized. Lineage: Eukaryota; Fungi; Ascomycota; Eurotiomycetes; Onygenales; Arthrodermataceae. The coding region runs from base 1 to 846 and encodes 281 amino acids. The record is from RefSeq and is a predicted model, not a curated record. The transcript has 4 exons.